UUGACCGCCAAAUGUUUUAAGUUUCUAUAAUGAGUUACCCCUUGGAAGGCGCUAUUCAAGGAUAUCGAUUUAACUGGGAUGGAAAAUGUAACUUCUCCGAAGUUUGUUUGGUUGUUCUGGUUGAAGGAUGGAUAAGCUAAAAAUAGCUACUGAGAAGGAUCUGAAGGAGGCAGCAGCCAUUGAGAGGCGUCGAAUGAGAGAGGAAGACCGCAAAAAGAGGAUUUUUGAUCCAAAAGCACGAACCAUUGGAGUAGAUUCUGAUGCUCUUCGUGGGCAGAUUGAGGAGAAACGCCAGCUAGAGGCUGAGCAGGAAGAGCUACAGAGAAGAUUUGUCGCUGAGGAUAGUCGCUGCGCUGAAAUUGUGCAGCUACUGGAGGAAGAGGCUAAGUGUCAGCAGAGGAAGUUUACUGAGGACCUCAAUGACUUCCGGAGGCGAUUCCAGCGCCGCGAAGAUACACGGGAAUGGGAUCUCAAUGAUCCAUGGGGCAAAUGGAAGACCCCACCGGCGAGGAUUAGUGAUACUGAUCCGAGAUUGAGUGUUUCUGGUGGACAGAGAUUCCUCGGAGAGGACUUGGCACUCAAGCAGCGUCGGCAGAUGCAGAUGGAGCAACAGAGGGAGUGGCUGCAGCACCAAAUGGCCGAAAGGCGGCGCCGGGAAGAGGAUCAGCGAAAAGCGGAUUUGGCUAUGCAAAAAGCCAUUGAGGCUCGUGAUAGAGUCGCCAUUGAUUUGGAAAGGAGUGAACGCAGCAACAGACGCAAAUGCCUGGAGGAAGAUGCAAAGAUUAACCAGCAACUGGCCAGGGAACGCUACGAAAAGGAUCUCAAGACACGUCAGAGGGAAUAUGAAGACAACUUAGCGGAAAUGUGCAAUUUUGUGACCAGUGAUAUGCUAACUGAGAAUCCAGAAACUGCCAAAAGUGCUUUUGGACCAGGCAGAAAGAUUCCCUACAUGUACCGUGGAAUGUCUCCGGAGGAGAUUCGUCUCUAUCGACAAAAUCAGCUGGAGCAAAUAGCUGAGAAGAAGGAACGUGAACGUGGUGAGAGGAUGUGGGAGGAUCAAUGGGAGGGAUUGGAGAGGAAAUUUGCUAGAAUGUCAGCAAUUGAGGAACGAGCCAUAAAUCGACGCGAGAGAGCACACAGCACGAAAAUUCAGCAGGAAAAUCAGACUUUGGCUACAGAACAGAAAAUUCAAUUGGAUCACUUGAAUGGUGUCGUCUAUCGAAAUUCACCGACAAAUGAGUAUUUCUCUCAAUUCAAUACUACAUCUCGCUAGGAGUCCGGAAACAGCUGAAACAGGUAAUGAUUUUAUCAAUAUUCAUUGAUUUUAUCAUAUCCUCCCAAGAAUUUUACUCCUUGUUCGGAUACUGCAAUUUCUCAUCGAAUUAGUAUACAGUUGGGGAACAAUAAAGAUUUG
Phlebotomus papatasi is the source of this 1414-nucleotide messenger RNA. RefSeq names its product RIB43A-like with coiled-coils protein 2. Bases 128 to 1273 code for a protein of 381 amino acids. The transcript has 2 exons. Lineage: Eukaryota; Metazoa; Arthropoda; Insecta; Diptera; Psychodidae. The record is from RefSeq and is a predicted model, not a curated record.